AUGGACUUCUUCCUGGGCCUUCUUUCUCUGCUAGAUGCCUGCUAUACUGUGGUCAUCACCCCUCCGCUCCUGGCCACACUGACCACAAGCAAAAUGGUCAUCUCCUAUUUCCAAUGUGCACCCAAGUUCUUUUUCUUCACCAUCUUCACUGUCAGUUCACUCUUCCUGCUCGCUGUGAUGGCCUAUGACUGCUUUGUUGCCAUUAGCAGUCCACUGAGCUAUAACGUGGUGAUGUCUCCAGACAUCUGUAUGGGCUUGUUGGCCAGGGCCUACGUCUAUGGGUUAUCAGGGGCCAUCCUGCGUACCAUGUGCACAUUUACCCUCUCCUUCUGUGAUGACAAUCAAAUCAACUUCUUCUGCCAUCUCCCACCCCUGCUAAAGCUUGCCUCCCACAGCAUGACACAAAGUGAGACUGUCAUCCUCUUUCCUGCCAAACGCAUGUUCCUGGCCAAUGGCACGAUCAUCCUGGUCUCUUACAGGCUCAUCAUCAGAACUCUCAUUCUGAGAAUGAGGUCUCCUGGUGGGAAAGCCAAGACCUUCUCCACCUGCACCUCCUAUCUCACUGCUUUUGUUCUCUUCCCUGGGACACUUGCCUUCAUGUGCCAGAGAAGUAACUCAGACAAAAUCCCAAGAGGAGAGCAAGAUUGUGUCUUUUACACUGUGGUCAUCCCUAUGCUCAACACUUUGACCUACAGUCUGAGGAACAAAGACAUAAAAGGCGCAAUCAGAGAAGUCAUUUGUAAAAUUCAGUUCCCAACGGAUGCAGCUUCAAUAAGGUCCUUCAUCCUCACCCACAUUCUCCCCAGAGAGAUAAGCAUCAGUAGCAUCAAUGCCAUAUGA
Messenger RNA from Odocoileus virginianus texanus, 840 nucleotides. The record is from RefSeq and is a predicted model, not a curated record. NCBI's taxonomy places the organism in Eukaryota, Metazoa, Chordata, Mammalia, Artiodactyla, Cervidae.